GUGUGUCGUUAUAGAUUAAAGACGAUCUUUGUUGCCUCCCAUCAGUCUGCAGCAGCAUCCGUAGCUUUCAGCCAUUUUCCACCUGUUUCAUUUGGCUGCCGAAUACGAUCCUCCUCGCCUUCGACACCGGCUGUCGUCACACCCCUCUCCGCUGGACCAGCUGUUGGGAUGCAGACAGUGUUCGGACAGAUGAGCGAGCAGCACCCGGUAAAUCUGUGCUGGAGUCCGCUAGAGCUGAACCGGUGAAGCAUCAUGGGCAGUGGCUGAUGAUCAAACCAACUACGGGCCAACCGCUGACACACCAACUUGGCAUGGAUCAGGCUUCAAGUUUAAAUUCUCUGAAGAAGCUGGCAGCGGAACCAGACUACACUGACGUGACGUUGACAGCAGCAGAGCGUGUGCGAGCUCUGGCAAAAAUGGGAUGCUGCAUAGAGAUUAAUGAGGAUAUUGAACCCAGACGCUACUUCCGCUCCGGAGUGGAGAUGGAGCGCAUGGCAGCAGUUUACCUGGAGGAGGGCAGCCUGGAGAAUGCAUAUGUCCUCUACACUAAGCUCAUCACGCUGUUUGUGGAGAAGUUGCCAAACCACAGGGAUUACAAACAGUGUUCGGCCAUCCCAGAAAAGCAGCUCAUCAUGAAGAAACUCCAAGAAGUCGCUUUUCCUCGGAAGGAGGCGCUGAAAAAACGUCUUCAGGAGAAAUACACCAAGGAGCAUUCAGAGUACCUCAGAGUGCAGGGCCAGGCCAUGAAGGUGGAUGGGUGUGGUCAGCACCUGCAGCAGCUCUCUUUGUUGGACGAGGACAGACAGCGCCUCUUGCUGCUGGAGGAGGAGAAGCAGCGAGUAGCAGCACUGCGACGGAUGCAGAUAGAGUCAGAACAGUUUCGCUACUUUGAGGAUCAGCUGAGGCGUCAGGAGCUGGCUAAUAAGAGAGGAGAGGAGGCAAUGCUGAAGGUGCAGACCAAAGUGCCUGAGGUCUCAGAUGGCUGCUGUUUGUCUAAGCAGUCGAUCAAAAGCAGCGUAUAUUCUCAGAGGGUGGACCCAAACAGAAACAGGUCUGUUACUGUGACCCAACCAGUUGCCGCGUUAGCAGGAAUACACAAUCAGAGGGUGGAGGGUCUGAGGCGGGUGGUGAUUCCCAGAGAUCUGACGUAUCGGUUCCUUCUGCUGGCUGACUCCAACACGGCCAGAGGAAUAGAAACCUGCGGUGUCCUCUGUGGACGGUUGACCCAUAACGAAUUUGUGCUGACUCAUGUGGUGAUCCCAAAACAAUCAGCUGGACCGGAUUUCUGUGACAUGGAAAAUGUGGAGGAGCUGUUUGGAUUUCAGGACCAACAGAACCUGCUAACAGUGGGGUGGAUUCAUACCCAUCCCUCCCAGACUGCAUUCCUGUCCAGUGUGGACCUCCACACUCACUGUUCCUACCAGCUGAUGCUUCCGGAGGCGCUGGCCAUUGUUUGUGCUCCAAAACACAAUGAUAUGGGUGUGUUCAGACUCACUGGUGCGGGCAUGUUGGAAGUUUCUCGAUGCAGACAAAAAGGUUUCCAUCCCCACUCCAAGGAGCCUCCUCUGUUCAUGGUCUGUAAGCACGUGGUGGUCAAGGACUACAAACUCAACCUGUUGGACCUCAGAUGACAGAAGGAAAGCACUGCCCUUCUGUUUACUGCCAUGCUUUUGUGCUAAAGAGGAAGCUGUAAACUCAUUGCCUUUGUUUGUGUGAACCUAUCGGCUGCUCUCACAGUGGCACAUCUCUGUUUUUCUGCUUCUUUUAUGUGAUGCAGUAGACUGGGUUUUCUGUACCUAAAAAAACAUCAGAAGUCAUCAGAAGAUUGAGUGCCUUCACAUUGAAACAUACAGUACAAAUUAUGCUGCAACCCUAUGGACUUUAUAUGAACAUAUAUUUCCUGAAUCUGCUGUGAAAUGUUAUUUUUUUUCACUCGUGUUUUAAACACAAUAGUUGGGAUUUUCCUCUUCAGUGGUGUUAGAAAAACACCAAAACCUUUUGAAAAUACUGUUUUGUUUUUUACUCUUCAAUUUUUGAUCCUCUGAAAAGCUCAGAAACCUGCAGCUGAUCUGUUCAGACUUUGCAUCCAUGUGAGACAUGAGAACAUCAAAUUCAUAACUGAAGAUCAUAAAUAGUCAGUCUACAGGUUUCCCUUUUGUGUUCAUGGUUUUACCUCAAAUUAACAGGCUAGCUGCAGUUGCAUAGAACCCAUAGAGCUCUGCCUGAAAACAGUACUCAGGGCUUUAACAAUGCUGUAAGCUACAGUCAUAAAGCGACUGUAGCUUUAUGAACGACUCAGUUGAUCCAGUUAGUGUUCUGAAAGAAUAAAUAUAGUUCAUUCUUGAUGUGGCAAAGUCAAAAUGAGGCCCUAAUAUUUUAAUCAGUUAGUUACCAUAGAAACCUCAAGUCUGCUGGUCACUCUGGGCUGAUUGGACUGCUCACACCAUGGUAACUCUUAGUCCACAGGUCACCUACAGUAUGUCAACAGCAAAAUCUGAAAUAAUGUAAAACUAUUUACUGCCAAAGAAACAGAAAGUUUUAAUUAUUUCUACAUAUAACUACCCAACCUACACACUAGUAAUAAUAAUAGAUUUUAUUUAUGAUGGACUUUAUGAUAAAUGGUCUGUAUGUUCAGACCAUUCAGUCAUUUACCCAUUCACACACUGAUGGUGGCAAACUAGAGGAUUGUGGCCCCAGCUGCCCUGGAGCACACUGACAGAGGAGAGGCUGCCAUGCACCAACGCCACCAGGCAAGGUGAGUUAAGUAUCUUAACUAAAGACACAAUGACAGAAGAGGAUGGAGCAGGAAUCAAACUGGCAACCUAUCAAUUGCAAGACAAAUGCCUACAACCAUUGCCACCAUUAAUCCUUUUUAUCUUAAGAUCCAAAAGGUGUGUAUAUGUCAGGGAUUAACUGAGGAUUUUCUGUAUUUGAACUUUUUUAAAAAGAAAAAAACCCCUGAAAAUUCGAAGCCCAUCCAUCAUUUGGACAGAUUAUAAUUCACAUCCUUGACUGGUGCAUACUGCGAUGGACAGGCGACCUGUCCAGGGUGACCCCGCCUCUCGCCCGAAACAUUCGCUGGAGAUAGGUAUCCGUGCCCUCCUGACCCCACUAGGGAUAAAGGUGUAAGAAAAUGGAUGGAAGGAUGGACAGGUGCAUAUGGCCAGACAUGAUAAACAUAUACAACUAAAGUAUUUAAGGGCAAUAAAAAGAGCACUUUGAUUGAUAUGCCCCCUUUUUAGUUUUUUUUUUCUACAUUUUUUGUUUCAGAAAUUCGCAUUUUGUUUAUUAUAACCAGUGAGAGAAACUAAUCUUAUUUUUCUGAUGAAAAUACAGAUGAAACAUUUUAAUACUAAAAUCAGUUAAUAACAUUAAAAAUUUGGAAAUUUGAAAAGCUAUCUAGUAAAUGUUUAUAUGGAAUUGAAUUUAAAGAACUAAAUGAAAAUCUGCAGCAUUUUUGUUGUAGAAUAAAUGUCUUUUUCUGUAUGGAUUAGAGCCUUAUACGGAAACUGCAUACUGAAUGUUUAUCUCUUGACAUUUCUUUAAACCUGCUAAAUGACAUUUACCAGAACUGACCUUUGUCUCAUAUUCAUAUUACAAACUUUUUGUGUACAUUUUUUUCAAUGAUGUGCAUUGACAAAGAGAAUACUGUAAUCUCACCAGCAGAUGGCGAACAACAACCUUUUUUUAUAAAGAAAAAUUGAAAAGAAAUCUAAAAAAUUUUAGCCAACCAAUCUUAGAUAUUUGCUUACAAAGAGUUCAGUUUUGGUGACUAUCAUCAAUGGAGUCUCAUGCUCUUUGUCAACUUAGAUGCUUAUUUACCUAACCGACUAACGUAAGAGAGGGUAAACGCCACCUGAAGAGUGGGGAGGGAGAGAAACCUAAGUGAGAGCGGGGAUUGACGUAAAUAACGUGAGGGGGCGGGGCACAAUACUAAUAAGGGGUAAAAAACGGUACCUUCCCAGAAAAACGGGAGACUUCACGGAUAUGACUGUGGUGCCCCCGGCAGCACAAACAUGUCAGAAUUGCUGUACUUCCAGGAACUACGAAAGCAACAGCUCCCUCUUUUUUUUUUUUUACCUUUAUGACACUGCCUUACAUGAACAUAAAAAAUAAAUUACAGUUUUACUCACAGACAAAAUGGUUAUGUAAAAACAUUUUAAGAUUUGAGUGCCGAACAGCGCGGCUAAUUAUGACUAGCACAUAUGAGCAAAUAAACAAUAAUAAUUAGAUCUAAAAUACUGUCAGUUAAUAACUGUUUUAAAUUGAAGGUAGGAAAAGUGUUAUCUAUUUUUUAUACCAUUUGUAAAAUGAUGUCUUGCUGUGGGUUGCUUUGGCUCAUUUCAUAUAAAUGAGGAAAUAUUACAUACAAUAAUACACAAUUGACCAAAAUUAACAACUUUCGUUGUUAAAACGUUAUUGCCAUCGUAAUUCACUUAUUUAAUCCGAAUCUCGUGCUGCUCAGAAGGAAUGGCAGUGGGCACAGAAUCUUUGAAAAACUAAAAUAACAUGUUAAAACAUACAUUUAAAUUCUAACUGUAUUUUAAGUACAAUGUGAGUGAUGUAAUUUUGGAUAUUUUAGUCUUUUAGUUUGGAACAACUUAAACGUUUGUUAUGACUUUGUGUAGAAUUAAAUCAAAGAGAUGUGAACUAUUAAUUAGAAAAAAAUAAAUGAUUUGAGAAACAGU
Xiphophorus maculatus (southern platyfish) is the source of this 4688-nucleotide messenger RNA. RefSeq names its product STAM binding protein like 1 (gene stambpl1). Gene Ontology annotation, molecular function: K63-linked deubiquitinase activity; protein binding; metal-dependent deubiquitinase activity. The record is from RefSeq and is a predicted model, not a curated record. The coding region runs from base 267 to 1631 and encodes 454 amino acids. The transcript is spliced from 12 exons. Gene Ontology annotation, cellular component: endosome; membrane. Gene Ontology annotation, biological process: protein K63-linked deubiquitination. Lineage: Eukaryota; Metazoa; Chordata; Actinopteri; Cyprinodontiformes; Poeciliidae.